This is a messenger RNA of Aspergillus glaucus CBS 516.65, 1614 nucleotides long. Its product is annotated as putative chromosome segregation protein (Pcs1). NCBI's taxonomy places the organism in Eukaryota, Fungi, Ascomycota, Eurotiomycetes, Eurotiales, Aspergillaceae. The record is from RefSeq and is a predicted model, not a curated record. The transcript is spliced from 3 exons. The coding region runs from base 1 to 1614 and encodes 537 amino acids. Gene Ontology annotation, cellular component: mitotic spindle; chromosome, centromeric core domain; monopolin complex. Gene Ontology annotation, molecular function: microtubule site clamp; protein binding. Gene Ontology annotation, biological process: meiotic sister chromatid segregation; attachment of mitotic spindle microtubules to kinetochore; homologous chromosome segregation.
AUGCCAAAGCGAAAGGCGACGACCAAGCUUUCUGGCCUUGUUGGCUCCGACGAUGAGGAUGUCAUGCAGGUCAAUGGCACCGACAGCGGCCCCGAUCCCGACACCGAACGUCCUGCGAAACGCGCACGAGGAAGACCAGCUGCGAAAGCUACGGAAGGCAAGCUACCUCCGCCAAUGAAGACCCGCUCGGGGAAUACUACUGUGCAGGAGCAGGCGCAAGAACCCGCUGCGAAGAAAAAGCGAGGGAGGCCGAAGGGGAGCGGAGGUCGUUCUUCGACGGACGGAGGAGAACAGGAGGUCUCGGAAAAGGAGGAGCCCAAACAAACAAAACGACCAAGCGCGAAAGCGCAAGAGAAGAGUGAAGAGGCUGCAUCGGAUGACGACCUACAAGCUCCGCAGGAUAAUGCUCCAAAGGCGACCAAGAAUGCGAAGAAUGCGAAACCUACAACUGGCCGUGGUCGGAAGAAAGCCAGCAGCAAUGUGGAAAAGCUCAUCAAGUCUGAUGGUGAAUUUCAAUACUCGCCAACCCCCCGCAAGACAAAGUCUCUUGAUAGGCCCAAACAGCGAACAGAGUCACCCACGGAACAGGAGAUGGAGGUUGAUGAAACCGAUGACACCGUUCCUGAGAGCCACAAGUCCGCCGCCGAUGUUGUCGAUGAGACAAUCAUUGAAGAGCCAGCACCCAGGCGCUCUUUAUCGCCGACAAAAUCUAUCUUCCAUCGGUCUUCUAUCCCCCGUUUCUCCCUUUCUCCGCAGAAACGAAGACCGGAAGAAGGGAAGACUAGCACAGAGCCGGAACUGAGACGUAAAAUCGGCGAUCUAACGAAGAAAUGCGAUACCUUGGAAAACAGGUACCGCAACCUGAGGGAGAUAGGAAUUGUUGAAGCAAAUGGAAACAUGGAAAAGUUACGGAAACAAUGUGAUGCGAUGACAAUCGCUUCCAAUGAUCUUGUUAGCUCUCUAAAGGAGGAACUCGAGACGCAAAGAGCACUUGGCCAGCAAAGCCGUGCACUCCAAAAGCAAGUGAAGGACCGAGAUGCGGAAGUGGCCCAGUUCAAGUCACAGGCCGAAGAGGCGACUAGUCAACUUUCAGCUGCCCAGUCUGAAGUCAAGGCGUUGCAAACUAAACUCUCUGCUGCUCGCAACACGGCUGCAAGCCUCGAAAGUGCUACAGUGAAGGUCCCAGGAAGCGCUAUCAAGGGUAGUGCGAACCGUACUACUGCUGCCGUGAGUGCGGAAGCUGCCCAAGCAGCGCAGUACGCGCAGCUCAAGGAGGACCUCUACAGUGAUCUCACAGGACUGAUCAUUCGAGACGUGAAGAAGAGAGAAGCUGACAGCCUAUACGAUUGUAUCCAAACUGGUGGCAACGGAACACUUCACUUUAAAUUGACCGUUCCCCACGUAUCGUCUGCCAAUUUUGAAUCAGCAGAAUUCCAGUACAUACCCCUUUUGGACGAGAACCGGGACCGUGACUUGGUUGCUAUCUUACCCGAAUAUCUUACGGUGGACAUCACGUUCUCCCGUAAACAAGCGUCAAAGUUCUAUACCCGAGUUAUUGACACGCUCACCAAGCGACGGAAUAGCUCUUCUGCUUCUGCUUCUGCUUCUGGUUGA